AUGGCGAGAAAGAGGAAGAACACCGAGCCAGAAGUUUCUGGUAUGAGCUCAGGUGCAAGCUCAGUUGGGCAUGUAGGGAAUGAGGGAGUGGCUGCAUUUGGUGGCAUUCGACGUGCCAGAAAGCGAUUCGUGGGAGUUCGUCAGAGGCCUUCCGGUCGCUGGGUAGCAGAGAUCAAGGACACAAUUCAGAAGAUAAGAGUGUGGCUUGGCACAUUCGAUACCGCUGAAGACGCUGCUCGAGCCUACGAUGAGGCUGCUUGUCUUCUUCGUGGCGCCAACACUCGAACAAACUUCUGGCCUUGCUCUCCAUCGCAGCACUCUGCAACUUCUGUUCUCCCUUCAAAGAUCACUAAUCUUUUGCUCUUAAGGCUCAAGGCAAGGAAUGGCCUUGCCUCGCCUGAAAAUGAGCAAGAACAUGGACUACAAGAAUAUGAACUACACCAAUCAGCACCAACACAAGACUUGCUAUGCCAACAGAAGCAACAUCAGCAUCAACAGCAGCCUUAUAUAGGUGAAGAAGAAGAGGGAGAGGAGAGUGGUGAUAUCCACUUUACUGACUUCUUGAAUGAUACAAAUUUUGAUACAAGUGAUGGUCAAGAUGUCAUAUAUGAGAGCGUUCAGAAUGUAUGUAAUGAAUACAGAGAUCACUCGGGUGAAGUUGGACAGGUUGGUGAAUGUUCAGGAGGAGGAGAAGAGGGAGGUAUUGACUUGAGUGAGAUCGACUUCCAGUUUGAUGGCAUGGAUGAUUCUUCGUUCUGUUUUUAUUCACCUUUCGAGAUUCCAGGAGCAAUCGAAGAGGGGAUAGAGGAGGAAGAGGACUGUACUGGGGAUGAGCCAUCGAUGAUCAGAGCAGCGAUGAAGAGGAUGAAGUAUGAGAGGAAGAUAUCUGCGUCGCUUUACGCACUCAAUGGCAUAUCAGAAUGCUUGAAGAUGAAGGUUAAUGAGACCUCAAGAGGAGGCAGAGGGAGUUUUGCUGAUAAUCUCAGUUAUCUCAGCAAUGCAUGCAGGAAUCAGCAAGAGGGAAACGUGAAAGAGGAAAGAGAUACUGUCCAAAGCCAGCAAAACCCAACACUUUCUUCUGAAUUGUCAUCUUCUUCGGAUUCAGGUUCAGGCUCAAUCACUGAUGGCGAGCUGUCGAUUUGGAGCUGCCUUGAUCCUAUUUGUUAUGUUACAUAA
Molecule: messenger RNA, 1176 nt
Organism: Asparagus officinalis (garden asparagus)
Lineage: Eukaryota; Viridiplantae; Streptophyta; Magnoliopsida; Asparagales; Asparagaceae
Product: ethylene-responsive transcription factor ERF016-like
Exons: 1
Coding region: 1-1176 (391 amino acids)
Biological process (GO): regulation of DNA-templated transcription
Molecular function (GO): DNA-binding transcription factor activity; DNA binding
Source: RefSeq, a predicted model, not a curated record